AUGUUUGAUCGACGAGCCCUGUGUUCGACUAUCCAGGUUAUCUCUGGGGAUACUUGCGAAGCUUUAGCAGCCGAGUGCGGCAUCUCCCCCUACGACUUCACCGUCUACAAUCCCGGCAGCACCCUCUGCUCCACCCUGAUAGUCGGCCAGCACGUCUGCUGCUCCGCCGGCACGAUGCCCGACUUUCGUCCAAAGCCGAACCCCGAUGGAACCUGCGCCGCGCACUACGUCGAGACCGACGAGAACUGCUCAUCCCUCGGCGCAGCGAACAGCCUCACGAAUGUCGAGAUCGAGAGCUUCAACAAAAAUACUUGGGGCUGGCAGGGCUGCGUGAAUGUUCAGGCGUUCCAGUUCAUCUGCCUGAGCACGGGUGCGCCGCCUAUGCCGGCGCCGAUUGCGAAUGCCGUCUGUGGACCACAGAAGCCGGGAACGGAACAGCCAGGACCGGGCACGACUCUUGCGAGCUUGAACCCUUGUCUGCUCAACGCCUGCUGUAACAAGCACGGCCAAUGCAGUAUCAACAAGGACUUCUGCACCGAAUCCGAGUCGCUAACAGGAGCACCAGGAACAUCAGCCCCGGGCGAGAACGGCUGCAUCUCCAACUGCGGAACCAGCAUCGUCAUCGGCUCCGCCCCGGCCGAGUACAUCAGCAUCGGCUACUUCGAAGGCUACAACCUCGACCGCCCCUGCCUGAACAUGAAGAUCACCGCCAUGGACCUGACCCCCUACACGCAUAUCCAUCUGGCAUUCGGCCACGUCUCCUCGAGCUACGCCGUCGACUUGUCUGGCUUCAAGAAGAUCCUGUCGCUCGGCGGCUGGAGCUUCUCCGCCGAACCGCCUACGUAUCACAUUUUCCGCGAUGCGGUCAGGCCAGGUAAUCAGGACACGUUUGUUGCGAACAUCGUCUCGUUUGUAACAGAGCAUGACCUAGAUGGUAUUGAUAUAGACUGGGAAUAUCCUGCUGCACCAGACAUCCCCGACAUUCCACCAGGAACUGCCGAGGAUGCAGCGAACUACCUCACCUUCUUCACAAAGCUGCGAGCAGCGAUGCCUUCUAGCAAGUUGGUCUCGUUCUGCGCUCCGGCUUCGUUCUGGUAUGUUAGGGGUUACCACAUCGACGAGAUGGCAGCCCUAGCCGAUUACAUCGUCUACAUGACUUAUAAUCUCCACGGCCAGUGGGACUAUGCAAACCAGCACGCGAUCGACGGCUGCCCAGCCGGCAACUGUCUGCGUUCGCAGACCAACAUCACCGAGACCCUCCUCGCGCUAUCUAUGAUCACCAAGGCCGGCGUGCCGUCAAGCAAGAUCGUUGUCGGCAUCACAAGCUACGGCCGCUCGUUCCAAAUGACAACACCCGGCUGCACUGGUCCCAUGUGCACAUACACCGGCAGAGACUCCGGAGCCUAUCCCGGGCCAUGCACUGGAACCGCAGCUCUGCAGCCGAUCACAUCCUACUCGACAUAUUUCGACACCGACAGCCAGUCGAAUGUUGCUGUGUACGAGUCCACGCAGUGGGUCGGCUACAUAGACAGCGACGUCAAGGCAGAUCAGAAAGCCCUUUACAAACUCCUCAAUAUAGGUGGAGUUGUCGAUUGGGCCAUUGAUCUAGAAGGCUUCGGCGGCGAUACCAUUGCUUCUGGCCCCUCUACAAAUAUCGUGUAUCCCCCGCCGAGCAUCUGGAGCUCCUCCGAUCGGUGGACGGGCUGUAAUCCUCCCUGCAUCGUUGUCUUCCCACCAUAUCCACUCAGUGCCCCUCACGCUGUGACUAGCUGGCCAGCUUUGACAACAACGCUCCUGUCUUCUGACGUAGCCGGCAGUGGCGUCUAUGUGAAGACGACGACAAUCCCCGUCCCGACCUUUACCAUCACAGAUGUCAGUCUUCACCCCGUGACACUGCAAUCUACAGACACAGCAAACUACAAAGUCAACCCUGUCCAGAGCAUCACUCCAGUAUCCUUUGUAUGGACUGUUCCUCCGAACCACGCCACCUUCCCCGUCACUUCCCCAACACUAGCGACGUCUACAGACACGGAUGUACCACUACUCAUCAUCCCCCCCGUCACAUUCCACCCGACUCCUGUCCCCGUCACCAUCCAACCCCAGCCAACCUACUCGGUCAUCCAUCCCGAUCCCCCAAUUCCGGCAGCACCCGUCACCAUCAAGCCUAAUCCCAACCCGACUCCUCCCGGCUGCACAGGGUCCGGGUGCGGAAAGCGCGACUGCGGCAUCUUCGGCUGCACAACAGGCUGCGGCCUGUUCGGCUGCGGCGGCGGCUGUGGCAUCUUCGGCUGCAUACCCAGCUGCCCCCUCGGAUCAUGCGGUGGCGUCGGCUGUCUCAUUCCGGGCGGCUACGGAAACACGCAGGGUUCCAACGGCGGCGAUAGCGGCAACGACUGCGACGUCCCCGCCACGGCAUCGGCGUGCACGUAUCUAGUCACGAGUUACAGCGCUUGGUACCUAGCUUCGUCCACGACGACAACAGAGACCAACUGCGUGACGAGCACGGCUUGCAACGGACAGGAUACCACAGUCAGAACGACGCCCGGCAGUCCGCAGUGCUCGAUAGACCCCGAUGUAUCGAGGGCCUUGUCUGCGGAAGGGGUGGCUGACCAGACGAUUAUCAACGGGAAGCAGAUCCCACUGGCAUUCGCGCCGACGAAUCCGGCGGGCUACGAUGGAUCGACUUUUGCCGAUAAACAAUUCGGUUUGACGGAGACUAUCACGGUUAUCAAAACCUCGACUGUGAUAAACACGCCGACCAAGACGGUGACGGUAGUGGUGCCGACGACCGCGCGUGCUAACUGUGCCUACUAGAUCUCCGAUUUCUUCUACAUAUUCCAAGUAUACAACAUCGACGGCUGGAGCACAGACGGCGGCUCGAAGCUGAAAUCUGAAGAGAAGGGCUGCGGCGCCCUAACGGACUAGCGAUGGAACGAGCGCACCUCCACGCGGUAUGCACACGCCUACUUCCAGCUGCCCUUCUUCAUGAAGUCCGGCUGCGUCGAGCGCGCGAUCGUGUCCGCUGGCGGUCCCAAGCUGUCCUGUUCAUUCGAAGGCUACGAUUUCGUCUUCGGGAAGCGAUCCGCGGGGAUGGAUCCGCCGCCGCUGCCGCUGCGCCAGCGCCAGCUCAUCAGCGACACGGCCAGUCUCCCGAGCCGCUCGCCGGUUACGUAGAGCAACACACGCACGGAGACCGCAGCUCUGUACACGCCCGAGCCGUGGGGCCCCGGCUACACGGAGAUCUUCACGACUACCGUGGAGGAGACCUCGAAGUCGACGUAUACCACGGAGAUCGUGCUGGCCUCGAAUGAAGCCUCGACGACGGGCACCUAGACGUUAACCACGACCUCUGCCGUCCCAUCUGCCACAUCGAAUCCCUCCACCAACGGCCUUUGCGGUGCUAACAACGGCGGAACAUUCUGCACCGGCACGCCCUUCGGCGACUGCUGCUUGGAGUACGGCUACUGCGGCGACACGAGCGGGCACUGCGGCACGGGGUGCUAGAGCGACUUCGGGACCUGCGAUGCCAGUGGGGGCGGUCCACCGGUGUCGACAGACGGC
Messenger RNA from Pseudogymnoascus verrucosus, 3561 nucleotides. RefSeq lists its product as uncharacterized. The record is from RefSeq and is a predicted model, not a curated record. Lineage: Eukaryota; Fungi; Ascomycota; Leotiomycetes; Thelebolales; Thelebolaceae. Gene Ontology annotation, molecular function: chitin binding; hydrolase activity, hydrolyzing O-glycosyl compounds. Gene Ontology annotation, biological process: carbohydrate metabolic process. The coding region runs from base 1 to 2814 and encodes 937 amino acids. The transcript is spliced from 9 exons.